This is a messenger RNA of Saccostrea cuccullata (small rock oyster), 2767 nucleotides long. Its product is annotated as sodium-coupled monocarboxylate transporter 1-like. Gene Ontology annotation, cellular component: membrane. NCBI's taxonomy places the organism in Eukaryota, Metazoa, Mollusca, Bivalvia, Ostreida, Ostreidae. Gene Ontology annotation, molecular function: symporter activity. The transcript has 15 exons. Bases 119 to 2068 code for a protein of 649 amino acids. Gene Ontology annotation, biological process: sodium ion transport; transmembrane transport. The record is from RefSeq and is a predicted model, not a curated record.
CACACGAGUCACACACACUAUAAAUCUAAAGAGGUUGUAGUAACGUUCAUUUGUCAUUCAUAAAUAGCUGGCAUUGUCGCGCAGCUGACACAGAUAGAAGUCCACAACAAGGUGAACCAUGGCGGGAGAUCGACUGUACAGUUUUCAGACCGGACAGAAAAAUGAAUUCCAGAUUGUGGAUUAUAUUCUCUUUGCAGGAUUAUUGUUUUGUUCUGCAGGAAUUGGAUUAUUUUAUGCCAUCAAAGACCGUCAGAAAUCUAACACCAAGGACUUUUUACUGGCUGGAGGGGACAUGAACCCAAUUCCAGUGGCCCUGUCCCUCCUGGCUAGCUUCAUGUCCGCUAUCACUCUACUGGGGACACCUGCUGAAAUGUACAACUACACCACGAUUUACUGGUGGAUAGGUCUGGGCUAUUUUUUCGUUAUUCUUGGAGGAGCCCAUGUUUAUAUGCCUGUAUUUUACAGACUUCGCGUAACCAGUUCAUACGAGUAUUUGGAACAUCGAUUCGGGAAGGUUUCUAGGACGAUUGGUGCCAUUAUAUAUGUAACUCAAAUGACACUGUACAUGUCCAUUGUGCUUUAUGCCCCAUCUUUAGCCCUGAAUGCAGUGACUGGUUUUACAUUAUGGGGUUCUAUAUGGGCAGUAGGCUUAGUCUGUAUAUUCUACACAACUAUAGGCGGGAUGAAGGCCGUGCUAUGGACCGAUACCUUCCAGGUCGGUAUGAUGAUGGCAGGACUACUAGCGGUGCUAAUUCAGGGCAGUAUAGAGGUGGGGGGAUUCGCUAAGGCCUGGGAACGCUCCGUGGUAUCUGGCCGCAUCAACUUUGUGGAUUUUGACCCCGACCCUGCGAUCCGCCACAGUUUUUGGACCUGUGUUGUUGGGGGUUGCUUCACGUGGCUUUCCGUGUAUGGCGCCAAUCAAGCUCAAAUUCAGCGCGCAGUCACGUGUUCAACUUUAAAGAAAGCACAAAUAGCUUACUGGUUGAAUUGGCCCGGACUGUGCAUCAUUUUGUACAUUUGUGCUAUGAUUGGUACAGUGAUAUACGCCUUCUAUGAGACAUGUGACCCCAAGACCUACGGGUUAAUCUCGGCUUCUGACCAGUUACUUCCGCUGUUUGUGAUGGAUGUCCUCGGACAUGUCCCAGGGAUCCCCGGUCUAUUCGUGUCCUGUCUAUUUUCUGGUGCUCUAAGUACUUUGUCCUCUGGACUCAACUCUAUAGCAGCAGUUCUUCUAGAAGAUGUCCUCCGAGUUUUCUGUGUCAAACGAAUCAAUUCCGAAGUUAUCGCCACCUAUGCAUCAAAGAUUAUAGCCCUCAUCUUUGGCUUCAUCUGUCUAGGAUUAACCUACGUAGCAUCUCUGUUGGGAGGAGUUCUCCAGGCUGCUUUGGCACUGUUUGGAGUCAUAGGAGGGCCAUUGCUGGGUGUUUUUACACUUGGAAUGCUCUUUCCAUGGGCAAAUGAAAAGGGUGCAGUGACUGGUAUGUUGACAAGCCUUGUCUUCAUGCUGUGGAUAAGUGUAGGGUACCAGAUCCACAAACCCAAGGUAGCCACCUUCUCUCCCAUCUCUGUGGAGGGCUGCAACUGGAAUCUGACCACAAAAGUUCCCCCGACAACCCACAGUUCCCUGUACCUUAACACCACCACACAGAGCUCAUUGUUUGUCUCUACAGUCAAUGCCACCCUCACAACCACUGCAGACAUGGUAAAGGAAGAUUCAUAUUAUGUUAUGGACAGAUUCUAUUCCUUAUCUUACCUCUGGUACAGUGCAACAGCCAUGAUAGUGGUUAUAGCAGUCGGAAUGCUAGUCAGUGCAAUCACAGGGUUUGAGAAGCCAAGCGAGAUGGACCCUAAGCUUUUCUGUCCAAUAUUUGAUGUCUUCUGUCCAUUCUUACCUGAGAAAAUCAGGAAACCUCUAAGAUUUGGAGUACGAUAUGAUGAGAUGAAGCAGUGUGGAGACUUAGAAUUAGAGCUACAGGACGGUAUAGAGGAGAAGGAGGAGGCAUCGCCAUUACAGCAGAAGGUCGUAGCAGAGGUCAACGGAGACAAUGCUAGCAAGGCCAUGUUGUGAUGACGGUCUGGAGCUAGCCUGUCCUCAUCCAUUGUAACAGCCAUUGUGACCAAACUAGAACAAAAACUAUAGCAUAUAUGUAUCGUAGAUCUUGUGUUCAUCACUGAUAUUUUUUUUCUUCAUUUUUUUUUUAUCAUAAACAUCCAUUGAAUCAUACUGCAUUUAUAAAUUAAUGCAUACAAUUGUUUAAAUACUGCACAUUUUUAUCUAUACACGUAGGUUGUCUGAUGCAGGAUUCAUUGUAUCAUACUAUGACAUUGUACAAAUUACAGUAAAACACACUUAUAGUGAACAAACUUUGAAUGAAAUGACUUUUUCAACGCAGUGAUUUUCCUUCCCCAAAGCUUUAAUUCAGUGGAUAUAUAUACAAAUAUUUAAUGGUGCAUAUGCAAUUACAAUACAUAAUAUGGAAUUAUGUUUGCAUUGAAGCAAAAAUAACCAUCCCUGGCACUUUGUUAUAAAGUGUGUUUUACUGUAUAAAGAAACAUUAAAACAUAAACAAUCACAUUGUAUUAUCAAGAAAUACUCACGGAUAAUUUUUACUCAGUACCUUAUGUGCCUGCCCUAUCCUCCGUUUUCCCCUAAAUCUUUGAUCUGUAUGUAAAUGUUUUGUAAAAUAACAUUUCAAACAUGAAUUUAUUACAUUUAUCAGACAAUCAAUUUCAAUAAAAUAUAAAACUGUAGAGAAGUUCAGAAUGG